This is a messenger RNA of Triticum urartu, 881 nucleotides long. RefSeq lists its product as uncharacterized. The record is from RefSeq and is a predicted model, not a curated record. NCBI's taxonomy places the organism in Eukaryota, Viridiplantae, Streptophyta, Magnoliopsida, Poales, Poaceae.
UCUCGGGCCAUGCUGCCAUGGCGCCGUUCGAGAUCGGACAGUUCAUCGCGGCGCCCGGGCAGCCAUUAUAUAUCCGUCUCUGGAUCUAGCAAAUCACAGCCCCGCACCGCAUUGAUCGUCUCCCGUCUCCACACCUGCGCUACCCACUGUGCUUCGCUUGGCAUCCGUCCACACACACACACACGCAGCCAGCAGCAGCCUGCAUUCCCAUGGCCAGCCUGGUGCACCAGACGGCGGCCCCGAUGCCGGCCGCGGCGGCGAUGGACGACGACUUCAUGCCGCAGAGCUUCGGGUGCUUCGGGCGGUCGCUGUCUCGGGCGUCGUCGGCCCGGCGGCUGGAGUACAGGGCGCUGAGCGGCGAGGGCGGGGAGGAGAUGAGGCGCAUCGCGCAGGAGGAGCGGUCGGCCAGGGCGAAGCUGCGGUGGAAGGCGGUGGCGCAGGAGAUCAUGGCCAGGAGGAGGGGCGGCGGCGGCGGAGGCGCGGCGCGGAGGAGGAAGGCGGGGUUCAGCUACGACUCCAAGAGCUACGCGCUCAACUUCGACCAAGGCGCCGCCGCCGAGUAGCCAGCGAGCGAGCGAGCGAGAUCGCUGGCGAUCGAGAUGCAGCUAGCGCCUAGCGUACUGGCGAGCGUGCGUGGCUGGCGCUGCGGCCAGCCGACUGGCGACCGAUGCCGGCGGGGGAAUGGGGCGGCCGUGGCAUGGUUAUUGUUGGUUGAGAAUUGAGAAUGUGGAGGUCUAGUUUUGGUGCCAGAUCUUGUGUUCUUUGGUUGGUUAUUCUUGGUUGAGAAUUGAGAUGUUGGGUGCAUGUGCAGGAGUUGGCUGAUGCGUCCUGACAUAUUCAUGUGGUGUAAUAAGAUGAGCUGCUAGAUGUUUCAAAGUGAA